Molecule: messenger RNA, 1361 nt
Organism: Biomphalaria glabrata
Lineage: Eukaryota; Metazoa; Mollusca; Gastropoda; Planorbidae
Exons: 3
Coding region: 159-1094 (311 amino acids)
Source: RefSeq, a predicted model, not a curated record
UUCUCUUUUUAUAUAAAAAGCGGUGAGCAGACGUAGAAAGUGAAAAGUAAUCGAACUUUUAUGACAAGCGUUGAAUAUAAAAUUACAUCAAAGCAACAGAGAGAGAGAAAAAAUAUUUUAAAAAAAAAUUAAUUCUGUGAAUAAAAACAACGGAAAACAUGCGGAAAAUGCUGUACGCUGUUGUUGCCAUCACAAACCUCUGUUUUAUGAUAGCCCAGUUUGCACUUAAUGGUAUUGCUACUUCUGGCAAUGACGGAGUUGUCCUGAAGAAUGACACAAGAAUCGUGUCUCAAGAUUAUCCUAUUCCUAUAUCACCAGCAAGCUGGACUUUUGGCAUUUGGGGCUUUAUCUAUGCUUGGCAAGCUCUUCUGGUGAUUUAUUCAGUGGUAAACAUCUUCAGGAAGAACGAAAAAGGAGCAGUCUGUGAUAACCCAAGGUUCCUGCCGGUUAAGCUGUGGGUUUUGUGUAUUUUGAUAAGCAGCUUAAACAUCACCUGGCUUAUUACGUUUGACAGAGGUUUGUUCAAUGUCUCUUGCGCCGUGCUAAUCGCGUAUACGCUGGUGAUAAGCAUUGCCAGGGUUGUUUCAUACCGCGCGUUGGAUAAAGCUUCUCCACAACUAGUCAAACAGAAUCAGGUGAAAGACAUAUGGCUGACGAGGGCUCUGGUUCACAACGGGCUGGCUAUCCACGCCACCUGGAUCACCAUAGCAACGUUGAUCAACUUGGCCUUGGUGCUGGCGUAUAGCGGAGACAGAGUGGUCGACGCUGACACGGCCGGGACAAUCCUUUUAGCCAUUUUGUCAUUCCUCUAUCUGUCGUACGUGUUCGCAGACUUCUUCCUGUUAGACAGAUUCACUCGCUACACAAUCACCCCCUAUAUGGUUCUAAUUGUCGCACUCAUCGGCAGCCUUGAUAAUGACUAUCACGAGGGAGAGAGGAACUCUGUAUUCAGAGUUGUCCUUUUGGCUCUUGGCUCGGCCUUCUUACUGGUGAAAAUAGUCGUUACCAUAUAUAAACAUUUUAGGAGAGAGCGCUAUGUCUCCUAUUACACACCAACGAUUGGCGAAAAGCAGCCUGAUGGAAUCUUAGCUUAAUUAAUCUUCUUAUGUUUUUGCUAUUCAAACUUUAGAUAUGUUUUGCUUAUGCAAUGUUUUAAACUAAUUAGGAAACAUACUUUGAUUAGGCAGUUCAAAAUGAAGCUGUCUCUUUUAAAAGCUGAGAUAAUUCAAAAGUGUAAACGUUUCUAAAACGAGCACACGAUAUGAUAAAAUGUAAAAGAUUAUUAAAUAACUGCAUUUGCUUCAUAUUGAAGCCUUCAUUAUAGGGCACUAGUGCUGCAAUAUAACACCUGCAGAUAUCUA